AAGACGCAGAUGUUAACAUCAUACCGAAACAGUGACCUAUCACUUGCUCACGCCAAACGGCCGUCUUUAUCGAAAUGGUGCGUUUUGUGGGUCUUCUUUCUCUCUCGGCGCUCCCUGAAAACGACGUUUAAACCACAUAUUCGCUCCUUUAUAAUCCCCCCUCUCACUCAACAGUUGCUGGGGGGUCGAAAACUCACAAGAUUCAAAGUAGCAGUAUUCGGUGAGAAAUUGAUAGCGAAGAAUGGGGCGUGGAGUUAGUGCUGGAGGUGGACAGAGUUCUUUGGGUUACCUGUUUGGAGCUGGAGAGGCACCGGCGGCUGCUCAAAGCCGCCGUGAAAAAGCUUCUUCUUCGCCUGCCGCCGCUCCACAACCUGCGGAUAACAGCAAGCAGGUUGCCGCCGGCAUUCUCAGCAGUAACGCAAACAACUAUGUCCGUGGAGAUGGUCAGAACUGUGGCAACUUUCUAACGGAAAGGCGUUCGACGAAAGUCCAAGCUGCACCUGGCGGCGGCUCUUCCCUGGGUUAUCUGUUUGGAGGUGGAAGCAGCAAUUGAUGCCCCCAUCACUUCCCUGUUGGAGUUGGGUUGUUCUACCUAACCUUCCCCAACGCAAGUUUCUCAAAUCUCGUAUGUAUGAUCUACAAAAGGAGCUCUGCUGUCGCUCGUUUGGAGCCAUAUUUUGUUUGUUUGUUUGUUUGAUAUGUUUGUUCAUUGUUUAGAAGAUUUCAAAUGUUGAUUGUGCAUAUUUGUUGUUAGUUUCCCUUGUGUCUUAUGCAAACCGCAUUCUGUUUACCUGUCUCUCUUCCAGUCUUCCCAUUACCUAUCAGUCAAAAACCAUCAAUUUGACAGUGAAGGAAACUGCAUUGAGCAA
Molecule: messenger RNA, 869 nt
Organism: Ipomoea nil (Japanese morning glory)
Lineage: Eukaryota; Viridiplantae; Streptophyta; Magnoliopsida; Solanales; Convolvulaceae
Product: protein SPIRAL1-like 3
Exons: 3
Coding region: 242-553 (103 amino acids)
Biological process (GO): cortical microtubule organization
Cellular component (GO): cortical microtubule, transverse to long axis
Source: RefSeq, a predicted model, not a curated record